AUGGACGUUACCGUUGGGGAAAGUGUGGUCCUGCCCUGCCAGGUGAGCCACGACCCAUCCCUGGAGCUCAAGUUCACCUGGUUCUUCAAUGAGCAACUCAUCCACUUCGGGAGCCAUGGAGGAUUCUUUGAAAAAGUGGGCGGUCAGCAUUCGGCUGGAGACAUCAUGAUUCGGAAUAUCCAACUGAGGCACGCAGGGAAAUACACGUGUGCCGUGCAAACAAAGGUGGACAGCAUCUCCAUUGCCAUGGACCUGGUUGUCAGAGGUCCCCCGGGCCCCCCUACUACCAUCCACGUUGAAGAAAUCACUGAUACCACAGCUACUCUGUCCUGGAGGCCUGGUCCUGAUAAUCACAGUCCAAUUACAGCAUACGCCAUCCAGGCCAGGACACCAUUUUCCCUGGGGUGGCAGGCUGUCACCACAGUUCCUGAGAUGGUAGGGGGCAACCUGCUGACUGCUACAGUAAAAGACCUGAGCCCUUGGGUGGAGUACGAGUUUCGAGUCCUUGCAAGCAACAGAAUUGGGACCGGCGAGCCCAGCAAGCCAUCCAAACAAGCAAGGACAAAGAGCACCUAUCCGAAGGUCACACCAUCUAAUGUGAGUGGAGGCGGAGGCAGUCGCUCCGAAUUAGUCAUCACAUGGGAGCCUGUUCCAGAGGAGCUGCAGAACGGACCCGGUUUCGGCUACGUGGUAGCGUUUCGACCCCAUGGUGCCACAGGCUGGAUGCAGGCGGCUGUGCCAUCUGCGGAGGCAUCCAAAUACGUCUUCAAAAAUGAGAGCAUUCAGCCCUUCUCGCCUUUCCACGUGAAAGUGGGCGUUUACAACAACGAAGGGGAGGGCCCAUUUGGAUCUGUUACCACCAUCUACUCUGCUGAGGAAGAGCCUGGCCGAGCUCCCACCAGGGUCCGUGCCAAGAGCCUUUCUGCAUCAGAGGUAGAAGUUUGGUGGAAAGCUCUGCCCUGGAACGUCAGCAAGAGGAGAGUGCUGGGCUAUGAGCUGAGGUACUGGAGCAAAGGUGAAAAGGAAGACAUGGCCAGCGUACAGAGGACUCUAGGAAACCAAACCUCCACUGUUAUCAACGGGGUGAAGGGCAGCACCACUUAUUACAUUUCAGUGAGGGGCUACAACACCGCUGGAACCGGUCCACCCAGCACCACCGUCAACGUUACCACCAAAAAACCCCGCAAGUCGCCCAGUCAGCCACCAGGUAGAGUGAUGUGGAACACAUCCAACUCCAAGAUUAUACUGAACUGGGAGCAGGUCAAAGCCCUGGAGAAUGAGUCUGAAGUAACCGGUUACAAAGUGCUGUACAAGAAGAAUCGGCACAGCCGUCCCAACAUCAUGGAAACCAACACCACCUCUGUAGAGCUGGCUCUUCCUACUGAUGAGGACUAUAUCAUCCAGAUAAAGCCAUUUGGGGAGGGAGGGGAUGGGAGCAGUAGCAGGCAGAUCACCAUCCCAAAGAUACCAGGCCCUAAUGCAGUCGGCUCAGCAUCCAAGGUCUCCACUCUAUCAGCCCUGAGUACAAUAGCGCUGUCUUUCACAGCACGGACUUCUUUAUGA
Menidia menidia (Atlantic silverside) is the source of this 1563-nucleotide messenger RNA. The record is from the annotation of a GenBank genome assembly. Lineage: Eukaryota; Metazoa; Chordata; Actinopteri; Atheriniformes; Atherinopsidae.